Molecule: messenger RNA, 807 nt
Organism: Cloeon dipterum
Lineage: Eukaryota; Metazoa; Arthropoda; Insecta; Ephemeroptera; Baetidae
Product: CD209 antigen-like protein E
Exons: 7
Coding region: 77-748 (223 amino acids)
Biological process (GO): biological process involved in interspecies interaction between organisms
Cellular component (GO): external side of plasma membrane
Molecular function (GO): carbohydrate binding
Source: RefSeq, a predicted model, not a curated record
UGGCGACACAAAAAAUAUUCACAGUAAUGUUAAAAGGAAACCGCAGCAUCAGUGUCUGUUUGGCUCGCGGAUAAAGAUGAUGCUGGGUACGAACACGCUGGUUUUGCUUCUCGUCAUCAGCAGCCAGCUGACUCAAGGAGCAGUUGAUGAAGAUGAUGAAUGUCAUAUCACGGCUACCAAAUUGUUGAAAAAGUUAUCAAAGUGCCACGGACAGAAAACAGAUGAAAUGAAUAUAUUUUUAGAAAUCCAGGCAGUGAAAUCGGAAAUUCUUGAAGAGCUCAGUACAAUAAAAAAAAUGCUUAGAAAUAAUAACAACAACCAUUGCGCUCAACCAGCCGGACUCAAAUGGAUCAACACAGGAGGAAAGAAAUAUUUCUUUAGUGAUAUUCAGGCUUCCUGGUAUGAUUCAAAAGACUUUUGCUCAAAGAAUGGUGCACAAUUGGCCUCUGUCAAGUCGGAAAUUGAAAUGGAAGAACUACACAAAAAAAUACAAACUCUGAAAAAUCGAGCAAAUCAAUACUUUUGGACGUCAGCCAAUGAUAUCGGAAUGUCUGGAAAGUUUGUUUGGAAUGAUGGUACGCCGCUAUUGAACUCAAGUAAACUGUGGCAUAUUGGAGAAACUUAUCAAGAGCCUAAUGAAUUCGGUAGAGGUCGAGAAACGUGUGUGAAUGUAAACUCAGGUUUUCUUUAUGACUUCCAAUGCAAUGGUGAUCUUUUUUAUAUCUGUGAAUUCACUGGCAGCACUUAAGCUAUAGAUAUUUUUAUGUCCAGCUUUUGUAUGCGUAAUAUAUAACCUUUUAAAACUUG